ACUUGGUUAUUGUAAUUGUGAAAUUCUAGCAUUGCCUGCGAGCCUAUAUAUACACAUUCCCAUUUCCAAAGCUAGCAUAUACUAGAUUAAAUUUCCUCAUAAACACUUGAAAUCAAAGGGGAGAGAGAAUUUGUAUUUUUGUGCUAGCUCAAAGAGAAGGAGAUGGCACCCAAUGUGUUUGGCGAUCCCAUCACCGAUGAAACGUUGAAGGCACUGCCUGAAUAUGCAAACAAGGAAACAAUAACCAGCGAAGACAGGGCACAAGUUGCUCUGAAUCGGAAGCUUCCCAUACCAGGUAUUCCUGUAAAUGUGUUUGGGUAUAUUUAUAAUGCUACCGGACACACCUUAAAAUUAGUUUACGAUCAUGAUUGGUCCGGUCACGUUGAUGAAUCCUUAUCAUACCCUCAAAAGAUUGAAAAUGGGCAGUGGGGAACUUUUUUGCAUAUUGGAGAUUAUGCACCAGGUUUAUUUAUGCGACAAUCAACUGCGGCUGUUGUUUAUUUUGCAAAUAACGGUCGCAUUGGAGGUUUCUGCAAGUGGCUUUUGGCAUGGCACAGUGGAGGGUUUAUUGGUGAAAACAAGGUCUUUACUGUUUUUGAAGAACCUCAAAGUGUUGAACAUGACUGGGAAGCUAUUCGAGAAAAACUGAAUGAUUCCGGUCAGGAGCAUACCGAGCGCACUCCCUAUGGAUUCAAAGCAACUGUGACAAUUACCCCUGGCAACACCCCGGCAUUAAUUGCGACAAUUACUUUAGACCCGCCGUUGGAAAAUGCAUGAACCAUGUGUAGCAUAUACUUGAUCGCAUUUAAUGAAAUAAUUAAUUAUAAGAAUAAGGGUGUGAGAUAGUCAUCCAUAGUGUGUGAAUUUACAUAUUCAGAUGGAUUUCAAGGUUCACCUUAUGAUAUUGUACUUUAUUAUAGGAUGACUUUGAAGAAUAAAAUAUAGCUAUAAAUAAUAUUAUUGUGUGUAAAAAAUAAUAGAAAAGCUGAGAGACAGCCAUCUAAAGUGUGUUUGUUUA
This is a messenger RNA of Ziziphus jujuba (common jujube), 1018 nucleotides long. Its product is annotated as 23 kDa jasmonate-induced protein. The transcript is spliced from 2 exons. The record is from RefSeq and is a predicted model, not a curated record. Bases 163 to 777 code for a protein of 204 amino acids. NCBI's taxonomy places the organism in Eukaryota, Viridiplantae, Streptophyta, Magnoliopsida, Rosales, Rhamnaceae.